Molecule: messenger RNA, 1028 nt
Organism: Mollisia scopiformis
Lineage: Eukaryota; Fungi; Ascomycota; Leotiomycetes; Helotiales; Mollisiaceae
Exons: 4
Coding region: 1-897 (298 amino acids)
Source: RefSeq, a predicted model, not a curated record
AUGUCAGGCUAUACCAAGUUGGCGAAGUUCAUGACCCAGAAACAUCAUCCCAUCUUGAGAAAGUUUCAACAUCUCGCGACUCGUGAUCUCUUGUACUUACAGGCCGAGCUAUGCGAGCUGGACUUUAAACACGACACAAUUGCCAAGAAGGAUGCCCUAGAGACAGAUGAGAGGCAGUAUUAUGGUCGAGACUGGCAAUAUCUGGAGAGCUCAAAUCAAAGAGGCUUUGGCGGCGAGCAGUGGGCCGUUGCUCUUGCCACGAGAGCAAAGUUGCGAGAGUACUAUGCAGCUUUGUCGCAGUAUUCCCAGAUUGCCUCAAUUCCUGAGCCAAGCCCAUCGGAACGAACGAUAUUGCAUGACUGGAUUGGAAGUCCGGCAAUGGGAGGCGGUUGCGGAUUUCUUGGUCGCGACCUCGGAGGCUAUGAGCAGCUAUCCGUCUAUGAAGAUCUUCACCAGAGCGACUUGGCCAUUCUUUCUGAUGCCCAUGGAGAAGACGAUCUGUUUACCAGAUUUGUCACUGGACCUCUGCUCACGCUUUAUCAUUGGAUUUUGAAACGUAGAAGAAACCCACUGGCCAUUGACCCAGAGAAUCCCCCAGUGGGCGACAAUCGGAGCAAUUUACAUCACUAUGAUGACCGUCGUAUCGAAAUGGUCACAAAUAUUUUAGGAACAGUCUUUUCAUCAUUCGCACCUUUGCUUUCCAUCGUUGUGCUAUCGUUUGUGAGUAAUGCAAAGGCGAGACUCGGGCUUGUUUGUGCUUUCACGAUACUAUUCACCUGCUGUCUCGCUGUUGCCACAAAAGCCCGCCGAGUAGAAAUCUUUGCCGCAUCUGCUGCUUUCGCUAGUGUUCAAGUGGUGUUUAUUGGAAGUUCCAAUUCAAACUCAAUCGUGCUGUGAGGACAUGGUCAUUGCUAUAUCGGCAUGUGUGUGCUUCAUGCAAAUCAUGUCGCAAUAUCCUUUUUGGCAAUGGCAUUAGUUGUUGACGACGGAUGAAGAAUGUAUAUAACUGAAGCGGAAAUAAAUCUUGU